Messenger RNA from Dentiscutata erythropus, 162 nucleotides. NCBI's taxonomy places the organism in Eukaryota, Fungi, Glomeromycota, Glomeromycetes, Diversisporales, Gigasporaceae. The record is from the annotation of a GenBank genome assembly.
AUGCAGGGCAGUAAAAACAUUAAAAAUAAAGAUCCUAUAAUAAUACUAAAAAGACAUAAAGGAAUUCAGAGUAUUUCAAAUAGAACCCUUAUCAAAAGCAGUAAACAACGGACAACGACAUCGGUAGAAAAACGAUACUCCAGUUCAUGCUGUGAGGGUUAA